Messenger RNA from Eruca vesicaria subsp. sativa (arugula), 1653 nucleotides. NCBI's taxonomy places the organism in Eukaryota, Viridiplantae, Streptophyta, Magnoliopsida, Brassicales, Brassicaceae. The record is from the annotation of a GenBank genome assembly.
AUGGGUAUAUUCCCUGGAUUUGGUGUCUGGAUCAAUCAGAAUACUCAACAGCCCCUUAAGGCCGAAUCCUUGGAAAUAGACCAUGUUAAAUCUAUGCCACUGAGUGCUACCGAUCCUAAGUACUAUGACUUCGAUGAACUGGCGAGGCAAGACGAACUUUGGAAUUAUGAAAAUAAAAAACAUCCAUGGAAAGAUGCACCUGCUAAGGUGAAGGUGAAAACAAAAAAGGGUAUUUGCCAUUUAAACAUAGAUUUCAUAUUGGGAUCUCCUCCUCAAGCAGUCUUCGAGAUGUUCACUGAUCCAAGAAACAUAGGAUUUUUUCGUUCAAUGGGCAAGUACAAGAAACAUUUUCGCACACGUUUGGACACGACAGCAACAAAGAUUUUAAACAAGGAUGGACCAAGGCAGAUCACGGAAGUGGAAAAAGUUUUGAGAUGGAAGAUACUUGGGUAUAAUGGGGCAAUCCCAAUACAUUUAAUCAUCGAUGAAAACCAUCAAAAAGUUACAGGUAGCUGGAAAAUACAGCCACUGUUCGUAGAUCAGGAACGGUUGUGCAAGUCUAGGUCGCGUAUUAGUGAAGAAAAGUACAAAAAAUGUAGCGGCGGUAAAGGAAGGAUUGGGUCAAAGCUGACAAUGGAGCAUAUAUUUCAACCCUCUCCUCUUCUUAAUGUGCCACCGGUUUCUUGGUUCAUCCGUGGUAUCACCGUCAAAGUCACCAAGACUUUGCUCCGAGAUCUUAGAGAACAUGUAAAAGGGAUGAACAACAUGAAGACGGUAGACCCGGAGGUGUAUGCUAAAGUAAUAGAAGAAGCCGAAUCCUUGGAAAUAGACCAUGUUAGAUCUAUGCCACUGAGUGCUACCGAUCCUAAGUACUAUGACUUCGAUGAACUGGCGAGGCAAAGCAAACUUUGGAAUUCUGAAAAUAAAAAACAUCCAUGGAAAGAUGCACCUGCUAAGGUGAAGGUGAAAACAAAAAAGGGUAUUUGCCAUUUAAACAUGGAUUUCAUAUUGGGAUCUCCUCCUCAAGCAGUCUUCGAGAUGUUCACUAAUCCAAGAAGCAUAGGAUAUUUUCAAUUAAUGGGCAAGUACAACCGCCAUUUUCGCACACGUUUGGACACGAGAGCAACAAAGGUUUUAAAGAAGGAUGGACCAAGGCAGAUCACGGAAGUGGAAAAAGUUCUGAGAUGGAAGAUACUUGGGUAUAAUGGGGCAAUCCCAAUACAUUUAAUCAUCGAUGAAAACCAUCAAAAAGUUACCGCAACAUAUAAGAAAGUGAAAGUGAAGCACAUGAAAGUGUUUGAGGGUAGCUGGAAAAUACAGCCACUGUUCGUAGAUCAGGAACGGUUGUGCAAGUCUAGGUCGCGGAUUAGUGAAGAAAAGUACAAAAAAUGUAGCGGCGGUAAAGGAAGGAUUGGGUCAAAGGUGACAAUGGAGCAUAUAUUUCAACCCUCUCCUCUUCUUAAUGUGCCACCGGUUUCUUGGUUCAUCCGUGGUAUCACCGUCAAAGUCACCAAGACUUUGCUCCGAGAUCUUAGAGAACAUGUAAAAGGGAUGAACAACAUGAAGACGGUAGACCCGGAGGUGUAUGCUAAAGUAAUAGAAGAAGUUAAGCAAAAAGAAAAACAAGAAAAACUAGACGAACAGAAUCAGUGA